AUGCAGUUCACCACAAUCAACCUUCUCCUCUGUGCCGCUCUCACUGUCUCGGCCGCCCCAGGCCCAGAUCUCCUCUCCAAGCGUACCUGUGGUACCUUGACUGGCACCGAGCUCAAGGUCUGCCAGGACGCCUGCAAAGUCACUUGCGAUGCUGUAACCGGUCUUAUCGCAAAAAAGCUCUGCAAGUCUGCUUGUGAUGCCCCUCCACUUGCUCGUCGCGAAGCCGAGGCCAUCGAGGAGCGCAGCGUUGGAAAGGAGGUUUGCGAUGCUGCUUGUGAUGUUACCUGCAACUCUACUGUCCUCGCCCUUGACCAGCUGGAAUGCGUCAAGGUCUGCGUAAGUCAUAUUUACAUAUGCGGGAAGCGAAGUACGUACUAA
Molecule: messenger RNA, 378 nt
Organism: Bipolaris maydis ATCC 48331
Lineage: Eukaryota; Fungi; Ascomycota; Dothideomycetes; Pleosporales; Pleosporaceae
Source: RefSeq, a predicted model, not a curated record